CGACUCUCGAAAUGCACAAAAGCCAAAACUCAUGGCAGUGUGUUCUAGAGGAAGACUCCCACUCUCGUUUCGCACAUUUCGAGAGAAGUGGAGCGAGGCCCGAUGACACACACAACACUGACAACAGCACUUGCCACUCGGCUAAGGGGGUGUUGGUCAGAGAAGAAAGGAAGCAUGACGGAGGACGUGAGCGCCAUCUCAUGCCAUUGGAAGGACCAAGGAGAGAGAUUGCCAUUGUGACAGCCGCCUCCCUACUGGGGGUACUAUGACCUGUGAUUUAUGACCAGGGCCUCUUCAGCAUCACCUGUCUGAGCAGAAGAAAGAACCAUUAGUGAUCUCACCCCCUGUGAACUAAGGCAUUGCCACUCUGGCAACAUGGGUUCUGAGCAUAACAAAGAGGGAGUACUUGAUGGCAUAACAGCUGGGGCAGCAGCUGCUAUUCCUGUUUCUGACCUGAAGGGAGUAGUCGCAAGGACGAGCGACGGUGAAGACGUGGCAAUGCCCACCGCUGGCCCUUGUGAAACUUGCAGCAUGGCUACCUGUCUAGAAAAGUGGGAAUUCCCGGGUCCGGCGGAACUGCCACGGUUUCUCCCAGGAGUUAAGGAUGGCCACCAUGAUGGUAGGAAUUCGGUGUUGAUGUCGUUGAAUCUUUUUGACAUUUGGGUGGAAUUCAAUAACCUAUGGAAAAUUGCAGCGCCAACAGUGCUGGCGAACUUGCUGUGGUUCGUCAGAGUGCUCAUAUCAAUCAUGUACCUUGGUCGUCUCAAGAAGGUUGAACUUGCAGGAUCCGUCCUUGCAAUCAGUUUCGCAGAUGUCACGGGUGUGUCUUUGGUGCUAGGGUUGGCCACAGGCAUGGAUGCGAUCUGUUCGCAGGCAUUUGGAGCUCGUAAUUACAAGCUGCUUCAGCUGACUCUUCAGCGCUCGAUCAUUAUACUGCAAUGCGUGGCUGCUUUUCUCAUUGUCACAUGCAUCACGAUCCCUUUGUCGAUCUGUGCAUGCAUUGUUCUUGCAAUCCACAUUCCACUAAAUUAUGUGUUGAUCUUCAAGGCUGGGCUUGGGUACAGAGGUGCUGCGCUAGCGACAGUCAUUACUGACACCAACUUUGCUUUGCUGCUUGUGCUUGUAAUUUGGUUAAAAACUCCGAAAGAAGGUCCUAGCAGAUGGCAUGGGUGGUCAUGGGAGUGCGUGAAGGAGUGGCGGCCAAUUCUUAAGCUAGGUGUGCCGUCUUGUGUAAGCAUAGUUGUAGAAUGGUGGUCCUUCGAACUACUCAACAUUCUUGCCGGUCUGCUUCCAAAUCCCGACACCAAUGUUGCCGCAAUGUCCAUCUUGCUGAAUUGUUCCUACACCUGUUUCAUGGCCCCCUUGGGUGUCAGCGUCUCUGCAAGCACACGGGUUGGGAUGGAGCUGGGAGCAAAUGAACCGUGGCGGGCUCGUCUUGCGGCGUUUGUGGCAUGGCUCGUUGGUGGUGGCCUCGGCGUGAUCAAUAUGCUGAUUAUAUUGUUGUUUGGCAGCCAGCUGGCCUCCUUAUUUACCAACAUCCACUCUGUACAGCUUGUUAUCGCAGAGGGGAUGCCCCUGCUUGGAGUGGCAGAGCUAUUUUUCAGUCUGCAGUACACAGGGGCCGGAAUUCUGAUGGGAUGUUCUCGCCCCAAUUUUCUGCUUGUUGUCAGCAUUGUGGCAUUCUACUGUAUAGGAUUGCCGCUCGCCAUCUGUAUCGUUUUUGUGCUGCAUUUCGGCAUUUCCGGGUUCAUGUGGGGUCUCGUCUCUGCAGAGUCCACUGCAUGCCUUGCAAUCACAGCAUAUGCAGCAUUCAUCGAUUGGGACAACGAGGCAAAGAGGGCUCAGCUGCUCGUGAAAGGCACAGAGAUUGCCAAAUCGGCUGACUGUUUGACUCGCAAUGGUGACAAGCUUGCUCACUUAGCAGCUGAGAAUGCCGAAAAGCUCAAAGGAUCCAUCGACAACUCCAACAGCAAAUGGGACAAUACUCCUAGCCAUGACAACUGUGAACACACACUCACAGUUCCACUUUUGCAUAGCCAGGCCGAAGACGAGCAAUAGUUUUUUCAUCAGAAGCGUUGGUUUAUCAUCAACAUUGCCGCUGGUUGUCUUCACAUAUCCAAGCUGCUCGUCAUUUACGUCACCCGCAUCUCUUUUUUGCCACUGGUUGCCAUUUGCAUUUCACUGUUAACGGUGGUCAUCAUCACCAUUUUGCUUCCUUAUCUUCUUCAUGAUCAUCAUUCGGACUUCUCCGUCAAAAUCGUAAUCAUCGUCAUCUUCUAUUUUCAUUACAGCGAUGCCAAUAUGAUUUUGGCCAACGGGGCUGGAGGGGGCAACGGGGGUAGUUACGGAGGAGGCAAUAAUAGCGGUGGCGGUGGAGCUUUGAUCCCGCAAGGUGAUCAGAUGAAUACGGGGGGAUAUGGAGCGGGCAACGGCGGCAGCGACGUCAACGCACCACUGAACGCAUGCUACAACUGCGGGAAGGUGGGGCACUAUGCCAGGGACUGCUGGGCGAGGAGAGGCCGACCAUAUCAGCAGAGCCAAGCUCAGGUAGACCCCGAACUAGAAGAGAUUAAGGAGCAUCACAGGAUGCUACGCAGGGAGAAACAGGAGCAAGAAGAGCGGCGUAAGGCAGAGGAAGAGCGGAAGGCAAGGGAGGAAGAGGAGGGGAAGAAUCGGAACAUGAAGAAAAGCCGGCGGAAGAGCAAGAAAUCAAGACGGAAACGAUACUCGGAUUCCAGCCCUUCCUCUUCUUCUUCUUCUUCUUCGGAGUCGAGUACAUCUAACGACAGUUCGGAUAGCACUUCCGACUCCGGUAACCUAGUCGUGAAGGGGAAGAAGCACGAAGGAAAGGACAUGAAGAGGAGGGGGACGAAGGCCAGAACCGCGAAGCCGAAGGGAAGGAAUGCGGUGUCUCCAGUCAAUCUCACUCCGAGGUUCGAGCGAGGGGAGUGCUCGAAGCAUGGAGCCGCUACACUACGCGACUCGAAUCAUGAGGAACAGCCUCAGGAGACUGAGGGCGGUCAGCGCAACGAGGAUCCUAGGACUCCGCUUACUGGUGGUUUCAAGGGGCUUUCGGCUAGCUGUUCGCAGAAAGGCCUUGUCGAGUACUGCAUCUCGGCGCACAAGAUCUACUCAGAGAAAAGCGCACCAACCCUUCAAAAGAUAUGCGACAAGAAGGGCAUUAAAUCUCUGCUUACCUGGCUCAGGAAUAACAACGUGGAGGUAGGGGCACGCAGCGAGCUGACAUUUACUCGCGGUGAAGUAUGGGUAGAUGGUUGGAAACGCCUGGUCAGGGUAUAUGGAGACACGCAGUUGAGGGUAGGGGGCGCACUACGUUUUCUCAGGGAAUCUAAGUUAGUGUUACAAUCAGGUGCGACGACGAGUUUUGUUAGCAUUGUGAAGACGAAAACGACCACCGAGAAGAACAAACGGUUCGUGGCAGGUCUACUACGGAGACCCAGACCGGUCUCUCAACUAGCUAAUCUAACCUCCAAUAAGCUUGUGGGCCUCUACAAAGCAGCCAGCUGGUUCUCUGAUAAGAAAACUAAGUCGCUGCUUCGGAUGAAGAUCGACAGGGCGGUUAGGAUGAAAACCGGUAUCAGUGUGAGGAAGAAGAUCUACGUAAAGUUGCGUUACGAUUCACGCAUCAGGAGGAAUGUUGUACGAAGGACUGUAGAGGAGGUGAUCGAGAAGAAGGUGGAGGAUAAGGCGGUGGCCGACUUUCUGGAAACCAGGGUUGCGCAUCCCCGGGUGAUCCUCCAAGCGGUCUUGGACGCUACGAAGCACCUGAAAGGCCACACCACGGACCUGCAUAUGCCUUUGGAGACACUCGACGGAAGAAGGCAUCAGGCCCUCGCUUGGACGGACGAUGACGUGAGGGAGUGGAGUAUGAAGUUCGACGGACUGGUAUUAACCCCAGUCAACCGAAACCAAGGGGACACGGCAAUUAUCUGCCCGGUGAUCUACAGACACGCAUUCGGGAGGACGUUCAUUUGGAACACGAACUACGAGAAGAUCGGACCUGUCGACAUCGAGAUGAGGUAUCUGGCCAAAUGCCGGGAAGACUUCAAGGCGACCGGACUGCGGGAAUUCGGACCUUGGCGUCCUGACGGCAGACUGGGAUCAGCUUAUGUGAUCCCCAAGCAUAAGGAUCGGGAGAAGUGGAGACCGAUUGCAUCCGCACCUUCUGAUCCUGCUGCAGUCGCACAAAAGAGGGUGGCGAAAGCGCUCCACUACCUGCUCACUCGGCUUCCGGCACAUUCUUCGUUUUACCUGAACUCGGUGUCUGAUCAGGGGGAGCGAAUGCAGGCCGCCACUCAUAGGCUCAGAAGUCUGGGUUGUUCAAAGGCAGUGGGUAGAUGCUAUGAUAUCAAGGAGAUGUUCUCCCGGAUACCGCAUGGAGCAGUUCUGCAAGCGGUGGAGCAACUCCUGGUCAGAUUUGAAGACGCCGGUUGGAAAACGGUGAAGAUCUCCUAUAGGGCCAGAGCCUGUGUUAUCAGCAAGUGUAAGAGGAAGAGUGAAGGCUACGUCACUGCGAAGUUCCGUGAUCUAUUGAAGGGAGUCCGUUUUGACUUGGAACACUCAGCCGUGAGAUGCUGGAACAAGAUCCUGAGACAGGUUUUUGGAAUCCCGAUGGGGAAAUCCACGAGCCCGGUCCUAGCAUCCAUUACGUGUGCAAUGGCGGAGCUGCGUUUCCUUAACAGCUUGGGCUCCGACCGUCGAUUGGUUUGUGGAUGGCGUAUCAUGGAUGACAUAUCGGUCAUAGCCGGCGUUGACGACACUAUUCGGGAUGAUGGAUAUCCAGCGAACCUGUUCGACAGGUUCGAGGGCAUCUACGACUCCCAUUUGGAAGUUAUCCGCAAAGAUGACUGCGGACUCACGUUUCCUCAGAAGGCGCUGGUGGAUAAUGAGACUAUUGAAAUGAGAGAAUGUUACAGGAGGAUAGUGCAGAAGGAGAGAGAAGAGAAUGAGAGGAAAGCAAGGGAAGAAAUGGAGAGGAAGAGAGUUGAAGAAGAACAGAGGAGAGAGUCAGGACGGAUGAGGGAAGCGGAGGCGAGAGUGGCAAGGCUGGAAGCUUCGAUAAUAAAGCUGCUCGCCCAGCAGAGUCGGACGAACUACGCCGUCACUUCUGGUCCAUCCUCGGUGAAGAAGAAGUCACCUACAUCUAAAGCCAGGAUACUGCGCGAGAUUCGGAGUUAUAUCGAUGAGUCGGAGGAUGAGAGUGAAGAGGUAAGAGAGGAAGCAGGGAAGUUGGUGGAUGUUAUUGAGAGGAGGAAGAAAGGCGGGAAAAAAUCGGUCCAUGUGGAAGAGGACGAAAGAUCUUACCGGGUUGGGAAGAGGGCACAUGGUACACCUGCGGAACCAAUUCAAACCCAAGAAGCGGAAGGCAUGAAGACACCAAUGAAGGGGCUAUCGGCGGCGUGCUCAAGCGAAGGGAUGAUUGAGUAUGCAUUGGAGGUACACAAUAGGAUGUCUGCGAAGAAGGUGCCAGAGCUACGGAAGAUAUGCAGUAGAGAAGGGAUCAAGUGGUUAAAAAGAGACGAAGUCAUAUGCAAGCUGGUAAGGUGCAGGACGAAAUUAGCUUACGAAGGUUUUGUUGAGAAGAAGGAUGACGUUUCUCCUCUGAAUGAGAAGUGAGGGAUAUAGAUGUGAAUGUACCGAGUUCUAUGGAGGAAUUAGAGAGAUGUAUGUUGCACAAGAAAG
This is a messenger RNA of Chara braunii, 5703 nucleotides long. The record is from the annotation of a GenBank genome assembly. NCBI's taxonomy places the organism in Eukaryota, Viridiplantae, Streptophyta, Charophyceae, Charales, Characeae.